AUGUCUGUCCCAUCACCAGACAGUUCGAAUCCUUCCUUCUCGAUGUCCGCGUACAUGGUUCCCUCCAGGCAGAACUCAUACUCCGAGUCCGACGACGAGAUCGCCUCCCUUCCUUCUGAGUCUACAACUGAUUCCGACCUGGACACAUUAUCCGAAUACUCCUCUGAUGCUGAGGCAGAAUGGCGGGAGAGCAUUCAACAGCUGGAGCUCCUGCUCAGUAUGGUCCUGGUUCCCUUCAUCGGGAAACUCUUAGGACGACGAUGCGCGUAUUGGAGUUGGACGCGAUUCAUGCAGUGGAAGUACCCGGUCGAGGUGGUGAUACGGAACCCGGCCGCAUUCAAGGCAGCGGGUGUCAUUGAGGCAGCAGCAACUCUAUGA
This is a messenger RNA of Penicillium soppii, 378 nucleotides long. RefSeq lists its product as uncharacterized. Gene Ontology annotation, biological process: protein insertion into mitochondrial outer membrane; mitochondrial outer membrane translocase complex assembly. The coding region runs from base 1 to 378 and encodes 125 amino acids. The transcript has 2 exons. Gene Ontology annotation, cellular component: mitochondrial outer membrane. Lineage: Eukaryota; Fungi; Ascomycota; Eurotiomycetes; Eurotiales; Aspergillaceae. The record is from RefSeq and is a predicted model, not a curated record.